Leptinotarsa decemlineata (Colorado potato beetle) is the source of this 1180-nucleotide messenger RNA. RefSeq names its product Histone deacetylase 11 (gene HDAC11). The record is from RefSeq and is a predicted model, not a curated record. Gene Ontology annotation, cellular component: histone deacetylase complex. Gene Ontology annotation, molecular function: histone deacetylase activity. NCBI's taxonomy places the organism in Eukaryota, Metazoa, Arthropoda, Insecta, Coleoptera, Chrysomelidae. Gene Ontology annotation, biological process: epigenetic regulation of gene expression.
GUGGGAUAUUCAAAUAAUAGACGAUACUAAUACAGCAUACUGUUACAUUUCUAGAUAUCUAUGAUUUUCCCAGUUUUAGGAUUACAAAGGAAGAAUGACUGAAACAUGAGUUUUCGAACAAAUCUCUACCUUAAUAUCAACAAAGAACAAUGGCCUAUUGUGUAUAGAAGAGAAUACAAUGUUAAUUUCAUGGGACUAGAAAAAUUACACCCGUUUGAUGCACGGAAGUGGAAAAAUAUUUACAAGAUAUUGAAGCAAAGUGGUUUGAUAGAUAAAAAGACUGUAGUCGUGCCAAAUGAAGCAACUGAAGAAGAUUUACUAAUGGUGCAUACGAAGAAAUAUUUGAAACGUUUGAAAUGUAGUUUACAUGUAGCACAAAUCGCAGAAAUUUUAGCGCUCAUUCCAGUUCCAAAUUAUUUCAUUCGGCGUGCCUAUUUGAAGCCUAUGAGAUAUCAGACUGGUGGUUCUAUACUUUCUGGAAAGUUAGCUUUGGAUCGAGGUUGGGCUAUUAACUUAGGAGGUGGUUUUCAUCACUGUUCGGCCUCACGUGGAGGCGGAUUUUGCGCAUAUGCUGAUAUCACCUUACUCAUAAAAUUUCUUUUUUAUCACUUUCCGAGAAAGGUGCAACGAGUCAUGAUAAUUGAUUUAGAUGCACAUCAAGGUAAUGGGUAUGAACGUGACUGCAGAGAUAAUGCAAACGUUUAUAUCAUGGAUGUUUAUAACAAAUGGAUUUAUCCUAAGGACAAAGAAGCUGAAAAAGCGAUACAAAGAAAAGUGUUAUUAGACUUCUACACUGAAGAUGAAGACUACUUAAGAAUUGUAAAACGUCAACUCAAAGAAGCGUUGAGCGAGUUUGAACCCCAACUGAUUAUAUACAAUGCGGGUACGGAUAUUCUUCAGGGAGAUAGGUUGGGAGGAUUAUCAAUUUCGGAAAAGGGAAUCAUUAUGAGAGACGAAAUUGUUUUUAGAGAAGCUUUCUCCAGAAAAAUUCCUAUAGUGAUGUUGACCAGUGGUGGAUAUUUGAAGAAAACCGCUCGAAUAAUUGCCAGUUCUAUUAUGAAUCUUUAUAGAGAAGGGUUGAUAUAUGGUUCACAGGAAUAUUACUUCUGAUUGCAUUUUGAUUUGUUGUACAAAACUUGUAACUUCUUAUGAUAAUAUAAUAAAUAUUAGUUGUUGAUUA